AUGGCUUCUUCUUCUUCGUCUUCUUUUUCUCAUUCGUCUUCGUCACCGACGAACAAGAAAACAACUAAAUUCUCCAAAAUUCAACAAACCCUCUUCCAGAAACCUUCUUCUUCGAAAGCUACGAGCUUAGCUAAAAGACAAGAGACUGUCUUCAAGAAAGCUUACGAGCUUUCAACUCUCUGUGGAACCGACGUCUGCGUCAUCAGUUACGGAUUAGACGGAGAGCUUAAAACAUGGCCUGAAGACAGAAAGAAGGUCGAAGCCAUGGCUCGAAGUUACAAAUCUUUAGAUAUUAAGAAGCGACUCAAAGGACAAGUUGAUCUUCGCCAGUUUCUCAAGAAGAUCAACAAGGGUGAUUCCAAUACGAAAAAGAAGAAGAAAGUGGCGUCUGGAUCCAGUGACAAGUAUCCAGAUUGGGAUCCGAGGUUUAAUAAUUACUCUGUAGAGCAACUCACGCUGCUGAUUCAGUCCUUGGAACGUAGUCUAACCACAAUGCAACAUAGGCUUCGAGCUCUUGCUGAGUCUCAGAAACAGAGGCAGAAUAUGCACAACACGAACAUGGCUCAUCAAGAACAGAUGAUUACUACUACUACUGCUGCACUGAAUCAUCUUCACCAACAUUCAAACCAGGUUCCAAUGGAUCUGUUUAACCAAGCAAUGUACGGUGCUUCAUCGCAAAUCCCACCCUCUGCAUCAUCUUUCAACCAAGCGCAAUCUCUGGCUCCGAUUCCGAAUUCACUGACGAUAUACCAGAAUCCACUGACGAUGUAUCCGAAUUUGAAUGUUGAAAGUUACUUACGUGGGUUACAAGGAACUGGAAUGAGUGAGUUUCCGAGCAAGAACAUGUUACCCUACAACAACAUCAACAACAACAACAACAACAGUGUUAAUGGUUUUCCAAAACAGUUUUAUCAGAAUGGCAAAGUGGAAGAUUACUCUGGCUAUCUUGGGUUACAAGAAACUGGGAUCAACAACAUGAAUGAUUAUCCCGGUUUACUCUGGGCGCAAGGAAUUGGGAUUAACGGGUUGCAGAACAUGGACAUGUACGGCUACAACAACAGCAACAUUAACACCAAUGGUCUUUCCAAUCAGCUUGUUCAAUUUCCGACACAAAGAGCCGAGCCCGUUUUUCAAUAUGGAUCGAUCAACCCAAAAUUUUAG
This is a messenger RNA of Eutrema salsugineum, 1161 nucleotides long. RefSeq names its product agamous-like MADS-box protein AGL103. The record is from RefSeq and is a predicted model, not a curated record. Lineage: Eukaryota; Viridiplantae; Streptophyta; Magnoliopsida; Brassicales; Brassicaceae. Gene Ontology annotation, biological process: positive regulation of transcription by RNA polymerase II. The transcript has a single exon. Bases 1 to 1161 code for a protein of 386 amino acids. Gene Ontology annotation, molecular function: cis-regulatory region sequence-specific DNA binding; protein dimerization activity; DNA-binding transcription factor activity, RNA polymerase II-specific.